Molecule: messenger RNA, 8247 nt
Organism: Oncorhynchus kisutch (coho salmon)
Lineage: Eukaryota; Metazoa; Chordata; Actinopteri; Salmoniformes; Salmonidae
Gene: gramd1ba
Product: GRAM domain containing 1Ba
Exons: 22
Coding region: 896-3718 (940 amino acids)
Biological process (GO): intracellular sterol transport
Cellular component (GO): endoplasmic reticulum membrane; plasma membrane; endoplasmic reticulum-plasma membrane contact site
Molecular function (GO): cholesterol binding; cholesterol transfer activity
Source: RefSeq, a predicted model, not a curated record
CAUUCUGAUUGAAUGAAGAAUGUGUCAAUCGAAUACUGCCUGUUAGCCUUUGUGCAGGAAAUAAAGUUGACAAAGGGAUACAUCACAAAUUAUUUCUGAGAUACGUUUGAUAAAUAGUGAUUGAUAGAACAAGCUACGUUUUUUUUUGUUUGUUAACUUCCCCCCCAAGGCUGUGCGUGGACACAUCUUAACGAAAGGAAAUACAUUGUGAAAGUACGCGGUCUAUUGCUGUGACAAAGUUUACAAGGUGCAGUUUGACAGCUGGCUACUUUUUCAACAAUUCAUGCCUGGGUCUGAAAAGGCCUUGGCUGUGAUACCAGGGACUAGAGCAAGGGGGCGCUGAAAAGCACUCAUCUUAAUGGGCUACUGACACCAAGUGGCGGCUGAAUCAGAAAUUCUCGAGACCUCGGCCCAUAGAGCAAGUCAUCAGGACGAGUAAUGACACAAGAAGAUGCCAUAGUGCUUUUGCAUCCAAACCGUCUACUUGGAAGAAUUUGUGUAACAUUAAACCUCCACUUGUCAGCUCAAAAUGACAUACCUCAUGGAACACAGUACUUAGAUAGAGCCACAUGCCAGAUGUUGCUGAUCACUAGUGAAGGCAGAGAUUCUGCUCUUUCUAGUCUCAUUGGAGAGGACAGACAGCAGGACUGGAUUGGCGAGGCCAUUGCUCUUCAGGACCACUGAGGAACUGCCUGAAUCUCUGUCACACAAUAACAAGGUAGAGUUACAACCUCGACCAAGUCCUGAUUCUGUAUACUCCCUAUCACUCUGGACAAAACAGUUCAAAGGUCUCUCCACCUACACUACUGCACUCCCCGCAGCAUCCUGCAAGACAUCCGUUCCCUCUCCCUCUCUAUCAGCCUCCCUGGAUAGAGGGUGCCCCUCGGCUGCUUUUAUGAGCCAGUUGUUGGUGGGACAGAAGAUCAUGUCUGAGAACCUUCGGCUCCCCUCCUUCCAGGUGCAGGCCCCCGGCGACUGGGAGACCCAGGAUGGCGACCCAGGAUUGGGAGCCUCCGCCUCGGGAGACAAAGUUGAGGUACCCACCGGGGAUGGUGACCCUUCCGCCCUCUCCGGUUCCGCCACUCCGUCCCUCCGCCGCAAGCGCUUCAAGAUGCGACGCAUGAAGAACGUGCAGAGCGAGAGCAGUGUGACCCCGGCUGUGUCUGUGGCGGCUGCCACGAGGUCAGAGGUCAUGAGUAAGGGCCAUGGGUCACGCUCCUUCUCAGGGGCCAUGGAGUACCUUCAGCUGCCGUCCAUCGAGAUAACGCCAAUCAGUGACGAGGACGCGGCAGCCACCUGGUCCAACUGCUCCACACCCAGCGCUUCGCCGCGACGCAAGCGCUUCCUGCUACACCGUUGGCUGAACGUGCGAGAGAGGAAGGAGCACAGCAGUGAGAGCAGCAGGGAGAGCAGCCUACAAAGCAGCCAUGAGGAGGACUCUGCUCACUUCUUGACCCCUCAUUGCCGGGAGGAGAGCACUGCCAGCAAUUCGAACCGGAGCACGCCUGCUUGCUCGCCCAUCCUGCGCCAUCGCUCUCGCUCGCCCACACCCCAGCAGAGCUUGGAGCACAGUGGUGAGAACAUGGUGGAGAAGGGCCACUUGGACCCCGCCUCUGACAAGGACAAGUCCCCCUCCACCCCAGAGCAGGUGGUGCAGCGCACCUACAGCCAGUCGGUACACUCCGCCACACGCAGCAGUGGAGGCAAGAACUCCAAGAAAAGCCAGAGCUGGUACAAUGUAUUGAGUCCUACGUAUAAGCAACGCAAUGAGGACUUCAGAAAACUCUUCAAGCAGCUACCCGACUCAGAACGCCUCAUCGUGGACUACUCCUGUGCCCUGCAAAGAGAUAUCCUGCUGCAGGGGCGCCUCUACGUCUCAGAAAACUGGAUUUGUUUCUAUAGCAACAUCUUCCGCUGGGAAACACUGCUGACAGUCCGGCUGAAGGAUAUCUGCAGCAUGACAAAGGAGAAGACUGCCCGCCUCAUUCCCAACGCCAUCCAGCUGUGCACCGACAAUGACAAGCACUUUUUCACCUCGUUCGGCGCAAGGGAUCGGACAUACAUGAUGAUGUUCAGACUAUGGCAGAAUGCUCUGCUAGAAAAGCCUUUGUGUCCCAAAGAGUUGUGGCACUUUGUCCAUCAGUGUUAUGGCAAUGAGCUGGGUCUGACCAGCGACGACGAGGACUACGUGCCUCCAGACGAUGACUUCAACACCAUGGGGUAUUGCGAGGAGCUGCCGGUGGAGGAGAACGACGUCAAUGACGCCACCACCCUCGCCAAGAUGCCAGACGUCAAAGGCGACACCAGCCCCCUGUUGUCCCGCAGAGUCUUCCCCGACAACGUCCUGCCCUGCCCGGGCAUCAUCGACCCUCUCCUUCCCUUUGAUUUGGCCACCGUGGACGAUUUCCCCCUGUGUCUCCCUGAUGGCGAACUCCUGACCCUCCAGUUGCCGGGGUUGGACAACCGGAGCAGUGGUCACAGCAGUCCCGCCCCCUCACCCUCGCUGGACUUUAACGACAAUGAGGACCUCCCUACUGAGCUCAGCGACUCUUCCGAGACGCACGACGAAGCAGGGGAGGUGCAGGCCUUUCAUGAAGACCUGAAUGGGAAGCAGUACAUGAACGAGGUGUACGAGUUCAGCGUUGACAAGAUGUACGACAUCCUCUUCACCGAGUCCACCUUUAUGAGGGACUUCCUAGAGCAGAGACGCUUUUCAGACAUCGUCUAUCACCCCUGGAAGAAAGAGAAAGACGAGGCAGGCAACCAGACCAGAGAGAUUAUGUACACCGUCUCCCUCACCAACCCCUUGGCGCCCAAGACCGCCACUGUCACUGAGACUCAGACGCUGUACAAGGCCAGCCAGGAGAGCGAGUGCUACAUCAUAGAUGCCGAGGUGAUAGCACACGACGUCCCCUACCAUGACUACUUCUACACCCUAAACCGCUAUGUGCUCACCAGGGUGGCCAGGAAGAAGUGUCGGCUAAGGGUAUCCACAGAGUUGCGCUACAAGAAACAGCCGUGGGGGCUGGUCAAGGGCUUUAUCGAGAGGAACUUCUGGAGCGGCCUGGACGAGUACUUCAGACACUUAGAGCUGGAACUGAGUAAAGUGGAGGUGGUCCUGGUUGAGCCCCACAGACAGUCCCCCAAGGCCAGGGCUCUACGGGCAGGGGCGUUGAGGCGGCGGAAACGGCCCUUGAUCCACCUGCGGCCCCCCCACAUGGACGAGGCCCUCAGCCCCGUCACCACCCCCGAGGACGAGGAGGUCACCCACCACCAUCGCAUCAAACAAGUGGCAGGUUCCACUCAGACCAGACACAUCCCGGACCAUGUCCCAGGGGGCCUAGCGCUCUACAGCGUCUCCAAGCUACUCCUCAUCAUCAGCUUUGUGAUCUGUAUAAGUCUAGUAUUGCUGGUGUUUCUGAACAUGAUGCUGUUCUAUAAGCUAUGGAUGCUGGAGUACACCACACAGAGUCUCACCUCAUGGCAUGGCAUACGACCACAAGAAAGUAAACUGCCCCAGACCCAGAUGGAGUGGGCCCAGCUCCUGGAGUCGCAGCAGCGUUACCAUGACGACGAGCUGCAGAAGUGGAAGGAGAUCAUCAAGUCGUCUGUGAUGUUGCUGGAUGAGAUGAAGGACUCGUUACUAAACCUGCAGAAGGGCAUGGGUUUAAAGGACUUUAACUCUGAAUCGGAGGAGAAAGGGAGUCGAUAUCACUGAGAAACAAUCCCAAGGCCACCAGCCGGGACAUUAGGUGCAAUAUCUAACCAACCAUUCAUUGGAACUCUUGGGCAAAGAACAGAAGGAUGUUCUAUUGCAAGGUGGACAGGGCCACUCUCCACUGCCCAACUUCUGGCAUGAAGUGACCUCAUCACCAUCAGAGCCGGAGUGGGACGGCAGCCAUCAUGUGAAAAGACAGCAGUGAUGGUCCUUGUUAUCCAGGAUCCUUGGAACGUCCCUACCCCAUUAAAGUUUAAAUUUGAAAUCGUUUAAGGUAAGGGUUAAGGUUAGGUAAAGGUUAUAGCGAAGGUUAGCGUUAGGGGUUAAUGUUAGGGAUUAGGGUAUGAACGUCCCAAGGAUCCCGGAUAGCACUAACUGUGCCGUGACCCACUUUGGCCUGAACUCUGAACUUUUUAUCACCUUGUUUUCCGAGAAUGUCGUACUGUAAAGUUUUUAGUUUUUGGGGGCCACGUGCGGACUGGGAUGGCGUGGGGGGCCGGUGAAAGCAUGCAGUUUCUUGUCUCCGUCUGAAGAAAACAAAUUGCUUUCCUGGUGGAGAUGUGUAUUGAAACCUCUGCGUACUCUGUCUCAGACUGGGUAAGAGUUUAGUACAUAGCCUUUUUAGGAACUCUUGGACAAAGUUGUGGAGCUGCAGUAUCCUUUUUUUUUUAACAGACCUUUGGACUCUGGGAACAGGUUACGACCGUACCGGAAAGAUAAUCAGCAUGCAGUAUUUCAACACAAUCCAUCAUUUCUAGGAUAGAACCACAAAGAAUCAAAGUAUAUUAUAAAUGAAAAUAUAAUUCCGUAUUUAUUUUUUUGUGGAAGUCAAUUGCAGUUAGGGCACACUUUUACCAGGCUUCCGUGGUGUAUCAGGGCAGGUUUCCCUGAGAGCUUGUGCCAUGGCUUUGUUAUUCUCUGUUUAAGUGUUUGUCGUUUUCUAAGGCAUGUUCUCUACUGUGUGUAGAGUAGCCCAACCCCUUUUGAUUUGUGGACAGGGGAGCUAGCUAUAGCUGUUAGCAGCAGUGAGAAUAUAUUGGUUGUUACCAUAUAUGGAUGAGAAAGCAGUCUGCUUUUGCAGAGGUACACUGUAUGUUUUGAUGAUGCAACCCUCUUCCAUAAACAGGGCAUUCUUUGCCCUAGCCAACCCCAAACGCUAUCUCAACGUUGUGCUUAGGUUUUAUCCAAACAUGUCUCCAACCUUAUCCUUCAGGAUGAUUUGUUUUAGGUUCUGGAUACACCUAUUCAUUGUUGCCAAGAUUUGUGUGUCAACUUUUAUGCUAACAUGUAUGUUUUUUCAAUUUGGGCAGUAUUCUUUUCAUCUUUUAUUUGGCCACUUUGUGUUGUAUCAAUUCAUCUGUGGCUAUCCUGUCCUUGGCUUGAAUAGAAUGUACUCGGAGUGUACUGUAUAGGCCUUGGUAUGUUCCCUAAGUGAUUUUACACAUGCAAUGGAGCUUGAAUUUGUCCCUACCUGCGCUACAUAGAUCAUUCAUGUUUUUCCCCCAGUAUUUGUUACCAGCCUAAAUACUGUCAGACAGAGAGAAUAAUGACCAGUGUUAUGAUAAUGUGGAUGUUAUACUCUGUCACUCUAUGAACUUUAAAGUGUUCAGCUUUUAACCAGAGAGGGAGUAGACAGUAUUUUAGGGAGGGUCUUUUUUUCGUAGAGACGUUUACAAAGGGAUACUGCAGCCGAACUGAAGUACGGCAAUUACAACGAUGUAUUUGAUGAUUAAAACUGUGAAAUUCCUCAUUGAAAAAUAUGCUUGAAGCUGGAAAAAAAGAAUAAUGCAUAUUGUACAGUUCAGAUAUUUAUUGAUUUAUUUAUGUACAGUGUUUACGAAAAAUGUAAAACAAACAUUUGGGGAAAUGAUCAGUGUUCACCCUCUGCAGACCUGUAUUCAAAUACCAUUUGAAAUUAUUUAAAAUAUUUCAGCUUUGCUUGAUUGAGCUUGUCUGGCUUUGUGGACCAAUAGAAAUGUCCUAAAACUGCAAACCCCAACCACUUGGUAUUCUAGGCUGGCUAAUGCAAACACUCAAAAAAGUAUUUUAAAAAUGUCUAAAUGUAUUUGAACUCGGGUCUGACUUCUGUAAUCCUUUGUGUCGUCCCAAAAAUGUCUGCCAUGGGCUAUAUUCUGGCAUAUUGGAUGUGUCAAGUUCCCAUUCCCACUUUGUGUCUGUCGAUUUUGUCUAAUGAUUUCUACUGUGGCCGAAGCUUUCUGUUUAGUAUCUCCCGCAUCUGUCUAUGGAAGCAUAUAGCUAUCAAAAUACAUUUUAUUUUCAGAUUGAAUUUUGACUGCUAUAUACGUCCAUAUUGGCCUGCCACCCAUGUAUUUAUCAUUGACUCUCUAGGAUUCUUAUGAUGACUUUGGAAACAAACAAAGCCUUGUUCAAAAGUUGAUUCAGCCAUUAACUGGUGUGUUUGAGGGAUUGGUUCAUGGUGUGCAGAAAUAACAUUUGAGCCAAAAGAAUGUCAGAAUUGAAAAAUGUUAUGCAUUGGGAUACAAUGCUUUAGCCAUGGGUUGUAUUCAGUAGGAAGCAAACGAGCCAAAACAGGGAGGGACCUACCUGAAUUUGUCAAAUAAGAUACUCAUUUUUGUUUUCAGUUGCAAAACAUUUUGCUGUGGUGUGCACUAAUGAAUACGACCCUGGACUCAUUAGCAUUGCACAGAGAGGGGAUGGGUUCAACUCACGUACAUUCCAUCUGAAAGAAGAAGGAAAACCAUAUGGAUUGAUACAGUCGCUAGCAUUUCAUACACAUUUUUUGAUUGCGAGUCAUUUACGUUAUUGCAGAAUGAUUUUCCCCGACUCCCUUGCGCUAUGACAUGGUUUAAUGUUACUAAAAUGGCCAUUUGACCUUGUUCAUGUCAAAUUGCUCAAUUUUAACAAUGACAACGUGACAAUUAAGGGCAGAUUUAUUUGUAAGAGAACGGGCCAAUGAUGAGAUUACAAUGACCUGUACUGUACUUUACAUUUUUUGCCUGUAUCUCACCAUGGCAAUAAUUUCUGUUGACGUUGUGGCCCUUAGAAGAGGAGUAGAAAGCGGUCAACCAAUGUGGGACGAUGUGCAACUAAAAAGAGUAUUUGGGAGGAAUAGUAAGGUAUUCUGAGGUAAUAGUAAUCUCUUCCAAAUGACUUGGUGACCCUUAAAGAUAAAACUAUUAAUCUUAUGCAAUACAUGUAUUUAAUGAAUUCACUAACAUUGACAGCAAGCUGCCUUCGUUAGGGUUUCUGAAAAACUUGAGACCCUUGUGGACCCUUCGAUAGUGAAUGCAUGCUAGCUUCCUGUCCCAUUUGUUCUCAUUCACAAUCGGAUGUGUUCUAUGCAUGGGUGCUUUAUAUUGCAGGAAUGCCUCAAAUGGCCCAGAAAAAAAUGUACUCUGUGAAUCUAAUAUAGGUAGUUGAAAGCUUGAACGCUUGAAGAGUGUUUUUCAAUAGAAUGGUCAGCAAGCAUGUUUGAGUGUCUGAGAAAACAAACAAAAUAUAUUGCAGCCAAAGAGUAGUGUUCUUCAAAAACCUGAAACUGAAAGAGCUUUACUCAUUUGAAUGCUCACAAAGCCACAGACCUGUUCAUGUUUGCCGAAUUGAAGAACAUUCUAAAUCCAUUCUUAACAAUUUGCAGAAUAUAGAGAAUGUGUUAUACUGAGUAUGAGACAUAAAUAGCUAAUUGAAAGGAUGUAUUUUAGAGCUUGUGGUUGUAGUUAUGUUUCCUGACGACUCAAACUGAAUUCUUCCACUGCUCUGUGUUCGCUACAUACUUCAGUCUGAGACUUCCAUCGUUGAAGCCGUUUGUGGUUACGUCAAAAUGUGGGGUGUUGUACCAAACAGUCAUCAGCGAUCGGAUCAUGUCAAAACAAUCAGAUUAUUUUCAAAACGCUGCUUUACCUGUGUGUGUUCUGGCUCUGGCCCAACCUGGAACCAAUUCAGAACAGUUAGCAUUCUAGAAAUCAUCGGGGAGAUACUCAGAUCCAGACUCAUUGUGGGGAAGAAACUAUUGUCCUUGGGCGUGGCAUAACGUUUGGCCGGAGCAAGGUGUUUGGGUAGCCAGGUAAAGAAACCUGACCAAUUCUUUCAAACCCUUCACUUCAUUACACACACACCUCAGACAGGUGCAAUUUCUUCAGAAUUGUUUCCAUCUCAAACACUGUGGUAUUAUAUCCUCUGUAUCAAUACCAGAUGUUUUUUUUUAAAGCCUUCUGAUCUCCGAUAUAUGACUGAAAUAUUCUGCUGAGGGGAGGACGGCUCAUAAUAAUUGCUGGAACUGGAAUGACAUCAAACACAUGGAAACCAUGUAUGAUACCAUUCUAUCCAUUACCGUGAGCCUGUCCUCUCGAAGGUGCCACCAACCUCCUGUGUUAUACAGAUAAUAUAUUGUAUUUCUAUGUUGUGUAUCGUUUCAGUGUACACAGACUAGUGAAACCCUUCUGCGCUGGUCGUGGUUUUGGGAAAAACUUUGGAAGAAAAAGAUUCUAAAGGCUUUAUUGAUUUGUGGAGGAGAGAUGGAGGGAAUGAAAUAAAGUCAUUCAAAUGGG